GGCUUGCCUGGUUUUGUGUCGUGGCUUGGUUUUUACAGUGACGGUACGGCCCAUUAAUCUGACAAGUUGACCUGUUCACUAUAGUGGAGCGACUGGAAAAUGAGUGGAUUUCUUAAACUAUUUGCAAACCGAUACUAGCCUCAGGAAUUUCUGGAUUAGUCUGAGUCUUAUUAGUGAACAUUGCAAACUUUCAGAGAAAUGCUCUGUACACACAUGCCUUAUGCUCCCUCUUACAAUACCUACUUUCAUUUCUAAAGCCCUUUGUGCUCAGAGGGGAAACGUGAAUUUAAAGCUGGUGGAGCAACUUCUCUGUACUUGUAUUUAUGGGUAGAAAUUCUUUUCUGGAUAUUGUCAGAGCAGUGAAAGAGAUUGCUGGCCUGCUGCUUGCCCUUUGAGGGGAGAGGAGAGCGAGGAUGUUCCUGUCUCCUCCUGAGCUGGCCAGUGGAAUGGCUACUGUGAGCUGCCUUGGCUGGCUGUUUUUAAACCCUGAGGUCGCUCACACAGCGGUGUCUGGCAGAUCUGCAGUGGAAGGCAGAGAGCACCCGUUGGGCACGGGGUAGCCCCACGUGGCUGGAGGCAGCCAAGGGACAGUCACGUUUUUAGUGCUCACUUUUCUUUGUCCUUAGGUGAACUUGCUGUGGUAGCAAAUGCAGGAACCCCUCAAUUGACUCCCAUGUUCUCUUCACCAGGGAGACUCUACGAAAUAAUUGUUCCAUAAUGACGAUACUGACUUAGUUUCAAUAAUUCACUCUUAAACCGGUGGGUGGCUUGUGGUUUUUUUUUUUUCCAGAAGCCUAUAUUAGUUUCCAGUUUUCUGCAUUUGUUGAUUCGUAAUCAAUAUAUAUAGAUGAUUAAAGUUUUGUCCACAAUAUUUACCAAGCUCAUCUCAACUGGACUGGAAAAAAAAUAUUUACUUUCUGGCAAAACAGUGCAGAAGAACUUCUAGCACAUCAAAGUUUUCCAGUAAUGGCUUGAACUUCUAUAGCAGGAAUCAGUUCAGUUACCCUUUAGUUGGGAAGAGCUGACUUCUCAACCAUUUUCUGAGUUACGAAUUGAGUUAAAAGGGUAUUUUUUUUUUCCCCCUGUCUCCACGCAAUGAAGUUUUAAUUAGGCUAUUGUGUUUUAUUCCUUGCCACUUUCAAAGUAAAGAAAUGUGAUGCCCAUGUUAAACAAAUUGAGUUCUCAUCUAACACGUUCUCUGAUGGUUCUCUCUGAUGAUCAUCAGUUGCUGGGUGGGGUGGGGCACGGGAAACAAAGAAAAAGCCUAAAACUUGAUGCUCCUGUUGGAGCUUUGGAAGCUGCCAAGAUGUCCUGAUCAGCAGUUAAGGCCUAUUUUCCUCGGUAAUGCUGGCAUUUCUAACGCUGCUCCCUUGAAUUGCUAUGUCUUCUCUGUAGUGUUUCUUAUUGCAGAUGGUUUUUGCAAACUAUGUGCUCCUGAAAUAUCCGUAUGGGUAUGUAUUUGGUAAACUAGUCCAUUUGGCAUAUUGGAAUAACAUGAGGACUUGUAGUAGGGAGGAAGAGUCUUGUUGGAUUGAACCCAUGGUGGUUUGUAGCUUCAAGUUUUCAGCCAGCACCUCACCAGGGCUUCUGAAGGGUGGUCAGAACAGGAGCGGGUUUGUAGGUCCUGUAGAGAGAGAUGGACAGAUGGGGGGGAAAACAGCUUCGGAAAGGCAGUUGUACCUCCAGUGAAUGCCUUCAAGGGCCCAGAAUGUGGGCUGGGGGGAGAGAGAGGGGAAACAACCCUUGAGCAUUAAGUAGGAUAGUAUCUCUCGUUGUGUCUGUUAACGUAUUGUCUUAAGUGUUUUUAAUGAUUGUUCUUAAAUAGCAGGAUUAACUGGAACAAUUCAUAUAAUCCCAGUCUAGUCUCUGCUUUCACAGUCUUUAUUUUGAAUUUGUAAUAAAGAAACAUUCUCAUGACCUUUUAACCAUCUACAGCCCUUAAUGCAAACUUCAUAGAGCAAGUUUUGUUCACUUGGUAUACCAAGUUUUAACUUCUUAAAUUCUAAUAUUUUUUAAUAAAGCCUUACUGUAACUUUUAUGAGCUUUGACUUGUUUACUGUCAAUAAAUACUGAAGGCAAAAGGUGAUCCUGUGGGGUUUUUUUUUAAUAGAUUGUUGUAAUGAAUGGACUGAGGCUAAACGUGCUGAAGGAUUGAUUGCCUUGCUGAACGUAGGAGCGAUGCCCCUGUGCGUGAAGAGACAAUACCAUGGAAGCUUGUACUUGGCUCAGGGAGGCAGCAAACGCCUCCUGAAGGUCUCCGACUCGAUGUGCACCUCCCUGGGCGAACCACCCAGCCCUGAGCCGGCAUUGUCUGGCAGCUCGGCCAUGAAGGAGCAGCAGCUUACGGUGGCCCUUCGCAUCCGUCCCAUCAGCCAGGCGGAAGCGGAGGAGGGAGCUGCCCUCGUGGCUCGCAGCGUGGGCGUGCAGAGGGUGGUCCUGAUGGAUCCAAGCGAAGACCCAGAUGACAUCCUGCGAGCUAACAGAUCCCGAGAAAAAACAUUUGUAUUUGACAUGGUUUUUGAUCACAGAGCAACCCAGGAGGAAGUAUACGUGUCCACGACCAAAAGCCUGAUAGGAGGAGUCAUUUCUGGCUACAAUGCAACCAUUUUUGCAUACGGUCCAACAGGCACAGGAAAAACCUACACCAUGCUCGGGACGGACUGUGAACCAGGGAUUUAUAUCCGCACUCUUGAGGACCUCUUUAAGGCCCUUGAAGCUACCGCCGAGGAGAUGGAUUACACAGUCUCCAUGUCCUACCUGGAGAUCUAUAAUGAAGUGAUCCGUGACCUCCUGAACCCGUCCUCGGGGUUCUUAGACCUGAGAGAGGACUCCAGAGGCAACAUCCAGAUAGCAGGAAUUACAGAAGUCUCCACUACAAAUGCUCAGGAGAUCAUGCAGCUGUUAACAAAAGGAAACAAGCAGCGCACCCAGGAGCCCACUGCUGCCAACAAGACGUCCUCCCGCUCGCACGCAGUGCUGCAGGUGAUGGUGACGCAGAAAAGCCGAAGGCAGGCAAUCGGCGAGGAAAUGAGGAUUGGGAAGCUUUUCAUGGUCGACUUGGCGGGGUCAGAGAGAGCAGCCCAGACCCAGAACCGGGGCAAGAGGAUGAAGGAAGGAGCCCACAUCAACCGCUCGCUGCUGGCUUUGGGCAACUGCAUCAACGCUUUGAGCGAGAAGGGGGGGAGCCGGGCCCAGUUUGUCAAUUUUCGAGACAGCAAACUCACACGCCUGCUGAAGGACUCAUUAGGGGGCAACAGCAGGACGGUUAUGAUCGCACACAUCAGCCCAGCCAGCACCUCCUUUGAAGAAUCUCGCAUGACCUUGAUCUAUGCCUAUCGAGCAAAAAACAUCAAGACGCAGGUAAAAUGUAACCUGCGGAAUGUUGACCAAUACACCAGCAUCAUUGCGGACCUCCGCAGGGAGAUCGAGCAUCUGAAGGAGAGGGUCAAAAACCAGGAGAAGGAGAAAAGUACAGCCAGCACUGACCUCGGGGAUCUGCAAGCAGAGAGGCACCAAGGUGCUGAGGCACACAGUCCUCGGGUGAUGAACACCUUGCGGGCACAGCUGAUGGGGGCUUUCAGGGAGCAAAUGGAGAUGCGUCGCAGCCUGAUGGAGCUGGAAAACACCAACAUUGAGCUGCACAUUGAUACCUGCAGGCACCUCCUAACAAUCACAGACAGCUGGGAACGAGAGAAGGCUCAGGGUGCAUGCAAGUGUGACAAGCCAGCAAAGGAGGAGAAAGGUGAAAACACAGAGGAGGAAGACAGGGAAGCAGAUAUCGUGGAUUCACCUGAACCUCAUGAAGUUACAGUAGCAAGAGAAGAGAUCAACCUGCUGCUGGCAGAGCAGCGCAAGACGGCGGCCCUGAAGACAGAGCUGGAGCAGCACUUAGCAAAUGCCAAGGAAAAAGCUUCCCAGAUGGAGGAGUUUUUCCCCAGACAAAUCACCAGUGAGGAUCAGCAGGAGGUGCUAAGGCUCCUCUGCAGAGCCCAUGAGCUUGAGCUUGGCAACACAGAGCUGCAGACAAAUACACUGUACAAGGAGAAUCUAUUGUGCCAAAAGGAUUUUGUGAUCCAGCAACUGCAGCAGCACAUGCUGCUCUGUGAAGAAAUUAUUCAGCAGCAGCAGAUGCUGAUACAAGCCCAGAACAUUCCUGUCCCAGAGACACUGGUGAGGUUACACCACUUGCACCUCUCUGAGCUGGAGGAGGGGACACUGAACCGCCUGCUUCUGCUACACUCGGUGAUGUCCGGCAUGCUCAGGCCCCACAACAGCCCUUCUCUGGAUGUAAGUCAGCAUCUGGAUCCUAAUAAAGAUGGGGUCAGAAAGGAUCUACCUGAGAACGUGAAGGACCUUCCAUGGGGGAUGAAGUUUGAUAUUCCCUCCAUCACCCUUGAGUCAGACAGUGGCAGUUGCAGAUCACCUAAGACCGCACCCCAUAGGAAGGAGGGGUCUCUGGAUACCCAUCUCAGCCCAACUUUCUCUGGUUUGCCAAAAAGCCCAGUUCAGCAGCAGAAACCAACAGGUGUUGCUGCAGGAAAGAUGACUCCCAGGCUGCGUUCGCCCACCUCUCUAGACUCGCAUGGGAAAAAGUUACCUGCAGACAUUGCUGCUCUUCCACUGAGUCUGGAGACCUUGAAGGAAAUUGCUGCCAACACCAAAAGCAUCUCCCUCAUUGCAGCCAGUCGCUGUUCCAGAGCCCAACAGAGAGACCUUGGGAGCGAAGCCUCCUCAGCUCGCUCCUCUGAGGAGGAUACGCUUGAGCUGAAGUAUCUCGAGGCCGGUUCCACCCCAGAUUGUCAGAUGAGAGACAGUGCAAGUGUGGGGAGUUUGUUGUUGGAGCCCGCAGCUGGGAGCCAGCUGUGCUCCCUGGCCAGGGGAGCACUGAAGAACAAGAGGGACCAGGAGCUGCCUGCUGAGAGGACAGCCAGAAAGAAAAGAUCUCGCUCUCUCGAACCAAACUUCCACAGGACCUUGAAAGUUAAGCACUGGACUCCCUCAAGCCCCAGUACAGACCAAGCUGGUGAGAACCACCUGCGCCGAGCUAGACUCUUCCAUCAGUCAAAAGCUGCGAGUAGCAUAUCCAUUGUCACAAAAGUCAAGGUUCCUAUCGGCCACCAUUCAGAGGGGACUCCACUAGAGGUGCCACCAAAAGACGAUGCUCCCGCAGGCACCAUCCAGCAGAGCAACGCUGGUCGCGUCAAAGCACGGGUCCUACAGAAGCAACUCAAGGGGCCUGCAGAUGGUGCCAGCAGUCGGCAAAAGCAGCAGCCUGUCACCCGCCCGGGGAACCAGCCGAAGCCUAAAUAGAAGUCCCUGGAGGAGCAGGACCCUCUGGCCCCAAGGGAUUGCAACUUCCAGACUGCUGGAAGUCGGGGAAGCAGGCGCGGGGGGAGUGCGCCUUAACAUGUAUUUUAGCUUUUGUGUUGUGAUGCUGAAAAGCAGAGGGAGAGGGACCUUCUACAUUGUAUAAUACUUUUUCCACAUCCCUACUGCAAGUCUCUGCUCUCUGUACUGCGCGCUCUAGCUGUUAGCUUCAGUUUAAGACAAGUAGGGUGUUAACAGAGUCCAAGAGAAGAGGAAAACCUCAUUUUCCCAGCAGCGUUUGCCUCCCAGAAGAUGUCAGCAUGGAACCCAAGCCGCCUUUUUUCCCAGAGCAAAAGCGUGGAUGCCACCCAUGCAUCCAGAAGGCUCCCUGACUAUUAAAACCAAAUGUAAAUGCCUGAGAAAUAGUUUCCCCUUUCCUCCCCGCUGUCCCUGUGUGUUGCUGUGAAGCCGGGAGGUGUAACGCACGCCUGGAAUGCUGUUUGGGUGAGCAGAUGUUUGGCUGUGAGAGCAGCCGGAGAUUGCUCCAAGCUCUUUUCCAUCUACAGAGCAUUUCAGAUCUGACUGAGCCGGGAGAAGCAGCAUGGUGAUAGGUGAAGACCCUGAUAAGAGCUAGCCCGGAGGUAAACCGCGGGAAUGUGUUUUUCUUUUCGGAACAAACGCCUCCAGCGAGCAGCCUUCCCCAUAGGGGGCUUUUUAAAAGUAUUUUCCCUGCUUUUUAAAUAUGCUGCAAAUAAAGUGAUUCUGGCCAUUGCACUGAAUAAAUAGUGAUUCCAUGCCCUGAACAGGAGUGGCUUUCCUCCUGGGGCUGCUGAAGUAUGGAAGAUGACGAUCUCAGGUAGGUUCAUGCAUUUUUCACAUGGAUGAAGAACCUCUUUUUACAGCUGAAUUCUCCUACGUGCUCGUUCUGCCUUGCUGUGAGAGCCCAGGCACGCUCCCUCUCCUCCUCCUUUGCUACCUGUCAAGAUGGGGAGGGAUAGCUCACUCUGGGGCUGAGGAAACUUUAAAUUACUUAUAUUUAUAAAAUGCUAUGAACCCCUGAAGUAGGGAUGCAAUGCGAGUGUGUAAGAUGGCAUAAGCAAACGGCCAAUUUUCCUUGUGAAACAGAAAGAAGCAGGAAGAUGUGUGAUUGCGAAGUAGAAAGGUUAGGAAAACUUGUUCCCCGUGGCUGACUAUUUCACAUAAACAAAGAUAUAAAAAAAGGACACACAGAUAAAAUAAGCACAGACUGUGUGUAAAACAAACCUGUGCCAGCAGCUCCUGAGCCAAGCCUCUAUUUACAAGACCUCACGUGACCUGCAAGCACUGAAGGACCAAAAGUGAGGGAAAACAGAGUUUUCCAAGCGUAUGCAUCUCCACUAAAUACCUUUGGUCUGAAUCACCAUGAAGAGUUGCAGUGUUUGGAGCUAUUUCAUACAAAGAGUAAGACAUUUGAGCCGAAUGCAUUGGUUUGAGGCUGUAUCGCUGAAAGGAGGUUGUGUAACAGAGGUUGACGAUUUGCCAUGACUCUUGUGAAGAACACGGAGCCCCGUGAUGUACUGAUUUCCCUGUUUGUUAAAACCUACAUUUUAAGUCUGUUAAUAAAUGUUAAAGUUGGGGAUUGGAGAUAGGGGAGGUGGAAUUUGCAAAUUAUCAUUUGUAGCUUUGGGCAUGGCUGGAGGUGAGGUUGCAGCCUAUCUCCUGCGCGAAGUGAGACCGUGCUCAUUAUCGGUGCUGGACUAAGGGCUUUUUGAUUUGAUUACCCUCAAUCACAAGUGAUACGAGCAGCAAAGGGGCCUUGAAGUCUUCUGGGCUUUUCCAGCAGCGUUUUCUACACUUUCUCUACCCCCAGUUAUUUAUACU
Messenger RNA from Chroicocephalus ridibundus (black-headed gull), 7167 nucleotides. RefSeq names its product kinesin-like protein KIF19. The coding region runs from base 2179 to 5310 and encodes 1043 amino acids. The record is from RefSeq and is a predicted model, not a curated record. Gene Ontology annotation, molecular function: ATP binding; microtubule motor activity; microtubule binding. NCBI's taxonomy places the organism in Eukaryota, Metazoa, Chordata, Aves, Charadriiformes, Laridae. Gene Ontology annotation, biological process: microtubule-based movement. The transcript has 21 exons.